Molecule: messenger RNA, 2510 nt
Organism: Thalassophryne amazonica
Lineage: Eukaryota; Metazoa; Chordata; Actinopteri; Batrachoidiformes; Batrachoididae
Gene: mcm9
Product: minichromosome maintenance 9 homologous recombination repair factor
Exons: 16
Coding region: 42-2510 (822 amino acids)
Biological process (GO): double-strand break repair via homologous recombination
Cellular component (GO): nucleus; MCM complex
Molecular function (GO): ATP binding; single-stranded DNA helicase activity; single-stranded DNA binding
Source: RefSeq, a predicted model, not a curated record
CAGAUUGAGUCCACAGAAGACAAACAUCAAGGAAGUCCAUCAUGAUGAUUAGUCCAGAACAGGAGGCUCUGAUUGGUCGAGUGUUUGAGGCGUAUGUGAUGGAGCAUCACCGUGGAGACAUCCUUCAGCUUCCUGCAGAUACUCAUGAUGACUUCCAUCAUGCUGUCAUCAUCAACGCCAUGACGCUGUUUGAAGCUAGUAUGGAGGUUGCAGAUUACUUCAACGCUUUCCCCGGAGACGUUCUGGCUGUAUUUGAUGACGUCUUACAAAAAGUCUUCCUGGAUUUAACUCAGACUGACUCUUCAAAUCCACACCAACGACAGAAAACAAAACGGACUCUUCACACUCGAAUCACAGGUCUUCCAGUAUGUCCAGAACUCACUCGGGACACCAUUCCCAGGUCCAGAGACGUUGGGCACUUCCUGUCUGUCACUGGUACUGUCAUCCGCACCAGUGUCACUAAGGUGCUGGAGUAUGAGCGUGAUUAUAUCUGUACCAAGUGCCGUCACGUGUUCACAGCCCAGGCUGACUUUGAACAGUUCUCCACAUUUGUCCCACCAACAACCUGCCCAAACCCCAACGACUGCGACUCCUUUAAGUUCAGCUGUCUGUCUGGAAGCUCUGAGCCGGCGGUCUGUAGGGACUACCAGGAGAUCAAGAUCCAGGAGCAGGUGCAGAGGCUGACAGUGGGCAGCGUUCCUCGUUCCAUGGUGGUCGUCCUGGAAGAUGACCUGGUUGACAAAUGUAAAUCUGGCGAUGAUGUGACGGUGUAUGGGGUGAUGUGCCAGCGCUGGCGGCCUUUUCGCGAUGGUUCUCUGUGUGAUGUGGAGCUGGUCCUCAGAGCCAACAACAUUGAAGUGAAUAACCAACAGGCUGCCGCUGCUCUGCUGCUGGAGGACAUUCAGAAGGAGUUUGAGGCAUUCUGGGAUGGACACAAACAUGAUCCCAUCACUGGUCGGAACCAGAUCUUGUUGAGUUUGUGUCCACAGGUGUUUGGUAUGUAUGUGGUUAAACUGGCUGUGGCCAUGGUGCUUGCUGGAGGGGUGCAGAGGGUCGAUUCCUCUGGAUCAAAGAUCAGAGGGGAGUGUCACAUGUUGCUGGUGGGUGAUCCUGGCACAGGGAAGUCGCAGUUUCUGAAGUAUGCGGCUAAGAUCAUGCCUCGCUCUGUACUCACAGCUGGAAUUGGAUCAACAAGUGCAGGUCUGACAGUCGCAGCGGUGAAGGACGGUGGUGACUGGCACCUGGAGGCUGGAGCUCUGGUUCUGUCAGAUGGCGGGUUGUGCUGCAUCGAUGAGUUCAGCAGCAUCAAGGAACACGAUCGCAUCAGCAUCCACGAAGCCAUGGAGCAGCAGUCCAUCAGUGUGGCCAAAGCUGGUAUUGUAUGUAAGCUGAACACGAGGACCAGCAUUCUAGCAGCGACCAACCCUAAAGGCCAGUAUGAUCCAGACCAGUCCGUCUCCGUCAAUGUGGCUCUGGCGAGUCCUUUGCUCAGUCGAUUUGACCUGGUUUUGGUCCUAAUGGACACUAGGAAUCCAGAGUGGGACUGCGUCAUCUCCUCAUUCAUUCUGGAGGAAAGAGGCGUCCCUGCAGAGUCUUUGUCCCUGUGGUCCAUAGACAGGAUGAAGUCGUAUUUCUCUCUGAUCAAACGCUUACAGCCGCGGGUGUCUGAGGAGGCAAACAGCAUCCUGUCACGUUACUACCAGCUGCAGAGACAGAGCGACAGUCGAAACGCGGCUCGCACCACCAUCCGCAUGCUGGAGAGUCUGAGCAGACUGGCAGAAGCUCACGCUCGGCUGAUGUUCAGAGAGACGGUAACCGUGGAAGACGCCGUCAUGGCCGUCUGCGUCAUGGAGUGCUCCAUGCAGGUAAAACAGCACAAAACAUCUGAUCAAUACUCGACCUGUGGCGAUGAUCACUUGAUGAGAAACACGCUGGUCAGGCUGGCUGUGGAGUUGAAGAGGAGUCAGAAACGAUUAGUGUUGUGCAGGACGUGGCCUCGGGGCCUCGCCUUCUCUGCAGGGGAGGAACGAGGGAUGAUGAAAGGAGGAGUGUCAGCACCCAGCAAACAGGAUUCCUUCAGAGAUGGCCUGGACAACAGCCUGGCCUCACCUGGAACGGGAGACGAGGACGACCAGGACAAAAAGCGACAAAAGAAACGAGGCAUCUUCCCCAAAGUGGCCAAAAAUAUAAUGAGAGCGUGGCUCUUCCAGCACCUCACAACCUUCAAGCGACUUGUCCUUACACACCUCAAGGCCAUCGCUGACUCUCACCCGGAUCCCCUGCAGUUCACCUACAAAGCCACCAGGUCAGUAGACGACACUGUCAACACGGCCCUCCACCUCAUCCUCCAGCAUCUGGACUCUCCAGGAACCUACACCAGGAUUCUGUUUGUGGACUUAAGCUCUGCUUUCAGUAUGACCAUCUCGGCUGGCCCUGGUGCAGGACAAACUCUCUCAGCUUGGCAUGCAUGUGGAUCACCGACUUCCUGUCCAACAGGAGGCAGCACAUGA